Messenger RNA from Scleropages formosus (Asian bonytongue), 3321 nucleotides. Its product is annotated as ATP-sensitive inward rectifier potassium channel 10-like. Gene Ontology annotation, molecular function: inward rectifier potassium channel activity. Gene Ontology annotation, cellular component: plasma membrane. The coding region runs from base 324 to 1604 and encodes 426 amino acids. NCBI's taxonomy places the organism in Eukaryota, Metazoa, Chordata, Actinopteri, Osteoglossiformes, Osteoglossidae. Gene Ontology annotation, biological process: potassium ion import across plasma membrane; regulation of monoatomic ion transmembrane transport. The record is from RefSeq and is a predicted model, not a curated record. The transcript is spliced from 6 exons.
GGAGGGAGCGGAAUAUCGCGCGUGUCUCCGUGCACCUCGAGGGGAGCCGCGGCGCGCGCCACGUUCUCUGUCCGCGAGCGCCGGCGGUUCGUCCCGUCAAUUCGCACACUUACUAACAGUUAUGUAAGAGUGUAGCGCACCGACAGAAAAGCAGACUUACCCACUUUAUCACCUAACAAACAUGUAAACUGCCGGUGUCGUGAGCCUACGGGGAACUUUGAAAUAAGUUUAACUAACGAGACGCCGUCGUAUUUUAAUUUUUUUGAGCUUUCAGCUUAAGAAUAGUUUCCGACUCAGUGCCGGAGGAAUCCCGACGAACAGAGAUGACUUCAGCCACACCCCCGACCUCCCAGAGCACCUCUCCCCAGAAGGUCUGUCACUCACAGACCACCCAGACUGAUGUAAUGAAGCCACUGCUGGGGGGUGGUAUUGCUGGAGGGCUCAGCACUCUGCGCCGGCGUCGCCGUGUGCUCUCCAAAGAUGGACGGAGCAACGUGCGCAUUGACCACGUGAGCGGCCGGGGGGCGCUGUACCUGCGUGACCUCUGGACCACCUUCCUGGAUAUGCAGUGGCGCUAUAAGUUCUUCCUGUUUUCUGCCACGUUCGCUGGCACCUGGUUCCUCUUUGGAGUGCUUUGGUACCUGGUGGCCCUCGUCCACGGAGACCUGCUGGAGUUCGACCCCCCAUCCAACCACACACCGUGUGUGAUGCAGAUGCAGACGCUGACAGGGGCCUUUCUUUUCUCCCUGGAGUCUCAGACCACCAUUGGUUAUGGGUUCCGCUGCAUCACGGAGGAGUGUCCUGCUGCUAUCAUCCUCCUCAUUCUUCAGCUUGUCAUCACCAUGGUGAUGGAAAUAUUCAUCACCGGAACCUUUCUUGCCAAGGUUGCUCGGCCGAAGAAGCGAGGAGAGACGGUGAAAUUCAGCCAGCACGCGGUGGUGUCGAUCCACGAGGGCCGACCCUGUCUGAUGAUCCGAGUGGCCAACAUGCGCAAGAGUCUGCUGCUGGGAUGUCAGGUGACCGGGAAGCUUCUGCAGACAUCCUUGACGAAGGAGGGAGAGACGGUUCGUCUGGACCAGCGGAACGUCCCCUUCCAGGUGGACACAUCCAGCGACAGCCCCUUCCUCAUCUUGCCCCUCACCUUCUACCAUGUGAUUGAUGAGAACAGCCCCCUGCGGGCCUGGGCUGCCAAAGGCGGCGGGUGGACGGACCCCGAGCUCGCCGACUUCGAGCUGCUGGUGAUCCUGAGCGCCACUGUGGAGCCCACUUCGGCCACGUGCCAGGUGCGCACCUCCUACCUGCCCGACGAGAUCCUGUGGGGCUACGAGUUCCCCCCCGUGGUGUCCCUCUCCCCCUCCGGGAAGUACGUCGCCGACUUCUCCUUCUUCGACAAGGUGGCCAAGACCAAGACGCAGCCCCUCUUCAGGCAGAUCCCGUCGCAGUGCCCGCCCCCCCACGGAUACCCCGGCCCCGGGGGGGUGGGGCUGCUGGAAGGGGCGGAUCCAGAGAAGAUCCGCCUGGAGCAGAGCUACCGGGAGCGCGGAGAGGAGCGGGCGCGCCCCCGAGACAGCAGCCCCCUCAGUGUGCGCAUCAGCAACGUGUAGGGGGUGUAGGGGUUGGAGGGGGACGGGGGAGUGGGGGGUGAACCCCACUGGCGCCCACGUGUCUCUCACCCACAGGUUCUCUGCCCUUAUUCCAUACUUCGGAGGCUGUACUUUUCCCAAAUACCGGUGUUCGUGAGCUAAAGUGCCCUAUAGGGCCUAUUCGUAGCCGAAUGAGCUGUGGCGAAAAAACGUACUGUGCCGUACCGGUGUAUUUACCGUGGUGUAGUAAACAAGCAAACAAUAGCAGGGCUCUUUAAGCACGGUCCGUGGGGGGUCUCAGUGUCCCAGAGGAGAAGCGCUGCAGCCUCCAGGGUCGGAUGUGGACCGUAACUGCCUGACUGUGGUAAACUUUACCCCGACGACACUGGUUAACUCGCCCGUGCAGCAGCAGUCCAUGGUAAAAUACAGCACACAUUCGGUAAGAAUAAUCACUAGAGAAUAUUAUGAAGAGGAAAAGGCACAGAAUGACAGGGAGAUUUUAAAAAAAAAAGCGAUAUAUUUCUUGAUAGGUGCUUUCGAGAAUGGAUUUUUUUUAUACAAAUGUACUUAUUUAUAUUUUUAUCUGUUGUACUAACAGUAGUGAUAAAAUGAUCAUCAGAGCUUAGACACCUGAGGAAUAACGAGUAUCGCACUGCUAAGCACUGGAAUGUAUAAAUAUCGAUGUUUUCUCUGUGAUCGUGUGUGUCUGUGUGUGUGUGUGUGUGUGCAGGUGCGCAUGACGACGUGAUUGUAUUUUAACAGUACUAAGAGCACUUUAAUUCCGAGGGAAAAGGUCUAACUUCGCCACGUGCCUUCCUGUCUGCUUCCUCUGUGUUCCGCCUUCGAGUUCAUCUUUAGUCUUUAUGUUGACAUACUUCAGUCUGUGUGCGUGUGUCUGUGUGUGUGUGUGUUUGUGUUUGUGUGUGAGAGAGAGGCAGAGAUUGAGAGAUGCUUUAACUUUGUGGAGCACAGUGCCAUCUGCUGGUGGUCGCGUGUUAUGACCGUGUAUUGCUGACAGUUACCACCUCGAGCGUAAGCAGGGGAGCAAACAGCAGAAGUUCAGACUCAUUUGAUCAUUGUAAAAAGAAAAAAGCUGAGAAUUAGUCUUCUAAUUGUUACACUCGUAAGACAAGUGUGCGCUUAACAUGUGAACUGUUUCAUUUCAUCCAUUCGGCCGCAGUUUCAUUUUAGACUGUCCGUUAUUAGAACUGGAUGUCAAAAGCCUUAAUUUAACCAUCUGAAGCUAAGAUAUUAGAUAUAUUCAGACUGAUUAGGGCUGUUUUUCUCAGGCUGAAACCGGGUUUGGCCCUACAGUUGUAUCUAUUCUGAACCUUUGUUGUCAGUGUCUAAAUACAGAGGAUUAUAACAUUUAUGACUAUGAUGGAGAACUUAUACCUGGACAUUUUUUCAAGGUGACACCAUCUGUCAUGUUCUGUGUUUAUUAGUAACACAUUGUCAGUUUGUUCUGUCACUUCAGUUUUUUCAGUCUUGGAAUAGGCAAUUUGAGUUUAUUUUGUUUUUUUUUCCCCAAUGCUUUUAUGUACUACAUAGGGUUUUGCAGUUCAAAACUGCAGUGUUGGCACCCUAACAUUAAAUGAUCACAGUGCCUGAUUUCAAUAAACUUGCCAUUUUAAAGCGCUUGUCUGUGUUUAAAGAUGGAUUCUGUGUGGUGCGGUACAUAGGAUGCAUUAGCUUCGUUAAAAAUUGCGGAAACUCUGUCUACAUUCAAGAAGGGUCU